This is a messenger RNA of Naumovozyma castellii, 462 nucleotides long. RefSeq names its product translation initiation complex factor eIF1A (gene TIF11). The record is from RefSeq and is a predicted model, not a curated record. The transcript has a single exon. The coding region runs from base 1 to 462 and encodes 153 amino acids. NCBI's taxonomy places the organism in Eukaryota, Fungi, Ascomycota, Saccharomycetes, Saccharomycetales, Saccharomycetaceae.
AUGGGUAAGAAGAACACUAAAGGUGGUAAGAAAGGUAGAAGAGGAAAGAAUGAAUCCGAUGGUCCAAAGCGUGAAUUGAUCUACAAGGAAGAUGGCCAAGAAUAUGCUCAAAUUACCAAGAUGUUAGGUAAUGGGAGAGUUGAAGCUUCUUGUUUCGAUGGUAUCAAGAGAAUGGCACAUAUUAGAGGGAAGUUAAGAAAGAAGGUUUGGAUGGGUCAAGGUGAUAUUAUCUUGGUCUCUUUGAGAGAUUUCCAAGAUGAUCAAUGUGAUGUUGUUCACAAGUAUAAUUUGGAUGAAGCCAGAACAUUGAAGAACCAAGGUGAAUUACCUGAAAAUGCUAAGAUUAAUGAAACUGAUAACUUUGGUUUCGAAUCCGAUGAAGACGUUAAUUUCGAAUUCGGUAACGCUGAUGAAAGUGAAGAAGAAGGUGAAGGUGAAGAAUUGGAUAUUGAUGAUAUCUAG